Molecule: messenger RNA, 756 nt
Organism: Trichomycterus rosablanca
Lineage: Eukaryota; Metazoa; Chordata; Actinopteri; Siluriformes; Trichomycteridae
Product: ribonuclease T2-like
Exons: 8
Coding region: 53-643 (196 amino acids)
Biological process (GO): RNA catabolic process
Cellular component (GO): extracellular region
Molecular function (GO): RNA binding; ribonuclease T2 activity
Source: RefSeq, a predicted model, not a curated record
GGAAUGGACCAAACUCAUCUUGACUCACCACUGGCCACCAACCUUUUGCAGUAUGGAAAAGUGCCAUUCAAACAUAAGUUAUUGGGCCCUGCAUGGAUUAUGGCCUGACUCUGGGAAUGAGUGCAACUCAUCCUGGCACUUUAACGCAAGUCUGAUUGAGGACCUGAUGCCAGAAAUGAAAACAUACUGGCCAGAUCUUCUUAAACCUAAUAGUACAAUAUUCUGGAAGCAUGAAUGGCUCAAGCAUGGGACAUGUGCUGCCAAAGCAGAAGUUUUAAAUUCUCAGCACAAAUACUUCAGCAAAGCUCUGGAGCUCUACCAUAAGCUGGACCUUGAUGGUGUGCUGAAAAAGAGCAACAUCUUACCUUCUGAAGACCCCUACAAGUUCGCAGAUGUGGAACAGAGUAUAGUCAAUGCCUAUGGAGUCAAGCCAAAAAUCCAGUGCAUCUCUCAUGACAAGGAGGCUGAGGUUCAGACCAUGGGCCAGAUAGAGGUCUGUUUUGACAAGCAGUUUCAGCUGAUAGACUGUGAGAAGAGAAUGGAGGAGCUUCAGAACAACACAGGCUUUAUGGUUUGUGAUGAAUCUGUGCCGGUCUACUAUCCUCCAACAGCAAGCACACGGCUCCUGCAGAAGUUUCUCUAAACUAAAGGCUUUAAAAAUACACCAUGUUGUGUUUUCCACAUCCCACAUCAGGUUCACUGAACUGCUGUAGUCUUGGCCUGUUGUACACUGAUCAGCCAUAACAUUAAACCACC